UCAUUUUCAAAUGCAAGUAGAAGUAGACUAUCUCUAUGGCUGUGUUUUUGCCGACUCAAGCUACAGUAUUUAAAGGCUUUCUGGAGCCCAAGACCACCAUCAGACGAAUACCAUGGCUACGAACGCCGCGAUAGAAGAUUUCGAUGUAGCGUCACCCCGUCGAAGAAAACACUCCAGCUACUCCGAGCCCAGUAUCACAGCCAGCAGCAACAGCACCAGCGAUGGGUACUACAGCCUGGGUUAGUGCUUGGUGUUCCUGACGUUUUCUCCAGACGGACGCGUGAGGGAAUUGAGAAAGGAGAGAGUAGGAGCGGCCAGCAUGUAUUUAGAUAACUUUGUUACUUCAAGUACCAGUAUGGCAGUCGAGGGGAGGGAAGAUCAGAACAGUAGGGCUGAUAAGUUGGAGUCACAAACCAAUAGGGAUGCCCUUUCAAAGCAGCAGGAAGAAGUCAAUUCAUUUCCUCCUGAUGCAUAAUGAUGAGCAUACAUGGUACUGUACACUUCCUUCUCAUAUUUCAAGUUGGUCAAGAUUGCAGCUGCUGCAAAUAAUCCAUUCUUUGGAGCUUACUGAGCUGCACUUUUGCUUGCUCCUCGAGCAAAAAUAUCACUUGUGCAUCAUGCAUCGGUUUUCUAAUGAGCCUGACCUUGAUGAGGCUGUGAAGAAAAUCACUGAAAACCAUGGUUACAUCUCUGUGGUUACUUCUGACAAAAGGACUCUAGCAUCAUUAGAUUUUAUCUUAUGCUCUUUACUGUAUCAUUGCUCUUUGUAUCUCAUGCUCUUUUACUGUGAAAUAUUUUUGUCACUUCAACAGUAAGAGCAAUGGCGCUACUGCAACAACG
Molecule: messenger RNA, 840 nt
Organism: Geodia barretti
Lineage: Eukaryota; Metazoa; Porifera; Demospongiae; Tetractinellida; Geodiidae
Source: the annotation of a GenBank genome assembly